Cydia amplana is the source of this 1000-nucleotide messenger RNA. RefSeq lists its product as uncharacterized. Lineage: Eukaryota; Metazoa; Arthropoda; Insecta; Lepidoptera; Tortricidae. Gene Ontology annotation, molecular function: methyltransferase activity. The record is from RefSeq and is a predicted model, not a curated record. The transcript is spliced from 4 exons. Bases 43 to 987 code for a protein of 314 amino acids.
UUUUCAAUAUUAUUGUUACUACGUUUACUAUUAUCUUAAACCAUGUUCGACGAGGAAAAAGAGAUUAUCAGUAAUGCUCAGAGUCGCAUUUUAGACUUAUUUGUCGAGCUAGAUGACAAAGAGUUAAAGAGUGUGGAACAGUGGUUAGGCAGUAAAAAGUAUAGAAAAGAUUUAGAAAAUAAGAAAUCAAUCAUAAGGUCUGACAAAUUACUACAAAAGAUAGGAGAUACAAUAAAGAAAAUGGUACCAUUUGAAGCAGAGUUGCCAUCGGAAAACAUAAUGUUGCCAGCUGUUGGAGAUCAAGCAGAUUGCCACAAAGUAAAUACUCGUCAUGUGGACGAGUUCCUGUAUGACGAAGAACAAGUUGAAGAGCUUGUUAAACAGGGAAAAUUAUCGAGACAUUACUGCCUAGACUGCAAUUCACAAAAUAUUAAGGAGCUUAAUCUUAUUUCACAUUCUAUGUCAAGAAUACAACUUCAGUAUAUAUUUAAAGUUCUGCUUCCAAAGGAUCUGGAGGAUAAACAGAUAUUGGAUGUGGGUUCCAGAUUUGGUGGAAUUUUGUAUUCUGCAUAUUAUUUUACAAAUGCAUCAAAUAUUAUUGGUAUAGAAAUGAAUAAAGAAUGUUGUGAAAUACAAGAAAAGAUAAUAGAACAAUUUGGAAUGGAUAAAAACCGAAUAAAAAUUGUCCACUCUAAUGUAACUGAUAAAGAAGACUUAGUCAAGAAAUCUAAUAUUUGCAUCAUGAAUUGUUUUGAUUUCUUUGUGCCUACAGAGGAACACAAAAAAUUGUGGUACUUUUUCAAGGAACAUUUGACAAAGGGAAGUUAUGUUGUUUUGAACAGAAGUAUUGCAGAUACAUUGACUGCAUUAGACAUGUUUGAAGAAUUUAUAGAUUGGCUAAGUAUUUGUAGACCAUUUCAAUUAGAUAAUGAGAUUUUCUUUGAUGUGGAAGAUUUCCAUGAGAUAUUUCUGUACACUGUUAAUUAAAUGUAAUAAAUUA